GGUUGAUUUUCAAAAAAAUUCUCAAUUCGCCCGUGUAAUUUUAUCUAGAUAACGAGAUGCGAAGAUGGCGCCUCCUCAAAUGGCCAAGUUCAAGUCGAUGAAAUUCGUGUUUUCUGUUUGCACGAAAAACGUGCAGGUGUGUGAUUUGAUAAAUGCCAUAAUUCCAAAAGUUCCCCAAGGACUCAGCCCAUCCCAGAAGAGCCCCAAAAAAUCAUGCAGCGAAUGUCAUAAAGUCCGACUAAAACCGCGUGAAUGAUUAAUCGUUGAAAAAUUUCCCAAAUAUGGCGGAAAUUGACAAUCUCUCAGUGUUUACAAAUCAAGGGAUUGCCUGCAGUGGUGCAGACCUUCUUCAACAGGCAUUCCAGGAUGUGGUUGACGACGAAAAACGUGAUAACGAGUUUGUGGCAUUUUUCAAAGAUGACGGAGGCCAGCAUCAGACAUUUCGUCUGACUCACGAGCAAGCUGCAGCUUUGGGGUUAACUUUUGAGGUCGACUCAUUCAACGAAGAAAAAUCCAGUGUGAUAAGUCAACCACAGAGUGAGGAACACCUCAAUGACAUUCUUGAAGAGGAGUCACAAAUCGAUGACAUCGAGUUUCCAGCGGACUCUGAAUGGAUUCAGGAUCCUGGUGAUUUUGAAUACCAUGACAAUCCCAUCGAGAUUGAAGAAGAAAAAUUUUCCCAGGUGAUGAGUUAUCGUGAGGAGGACAUGCCAAAUCGAUCGGCGAGAUCCCUCGUUCUCCAGAAUCACCAGAAUCUUAAGAUGUUGAACAGAAGAUUGACACAGAAUAUUCAGGAGACCCCAGGUGCUGUGCAGAGACCACCUGCACCCCUGACACAGUCACAAUUCAUGAUGAAACCAGUACCAACUGUCCUGAAGACUGGCAAGACAUUCAGAUUAGUCUCCAAUACAAAUAAAUCAUUGAUUUCGAAUGCCUCUGGGUGGACAUGUCCCUCGCAGAAUUCAGUUAUUAUGAACUCCAUCCAGAAAACUAGUGCGAUGAAUGGGAGCCAUCAGGGAUCCAGAAAUGGAACAAUAAAUACUCAGAUGGUGAAUGGGGUAAAUGGACAGCUUCGAUUGCCUCCACUCGUAAAAACUGGACAGAAUAUCCACAAUGUCCAGAAUAUCCAGAGACAUCAGCAAUUUUAUUCAGUCAAAACUUCUGAGACUGUGAGAAAUGUCACACCUCAGGGGAUGAAUGGAAAAACAUCUAGAUCACUAGUAAAAUCUGUUCCAAUCUCAACGCAAAUUGUCAGGACGUCUGUUCUCCCAGAAAAAAUAGCCACGAAUUCCAAAGGAGGUAAUUCCCAAGUUGUGUUCAAAACUACGACAACUCGUGUGAAUACUCAGGAUUUAAAGACUAUUAAUAAUGUAAAUGUUCGGCCUCAGAAUCAGUUGUCAAUUUUAAAGCCCCAGAAGACAGUGGUGACGAAUGGAAAUAAACCAAAUGGAAUUUCAGCUACGAAGAUUAUUAAGAAGAUAACGAUCAGUCCGCAGAUCCCUAGCGGCGAGGGGGGAACGGUACAAAAUAAUAAUUCGAAUAAUCUACAGGGGAAUUUUAUGAAUAAUGAUACGAAGGCAGUGGUGAUUAAUGAGGCGAAGGGGUUAACGAAGGGUGAAAUCACUGAACGACCGGUUCCUCCUUUGGUACCUUCGGUACCAGUGGAAGAUAAAUCUGCCAAUGGUCUUGAGAAUCCGAUACAGAUUGUACAACAGGGGCACACGUUUCAUAGCAAUCAAAAACUCACACAGACGCAGUUGAAGCAAAUUGCUCAAGUGCUUCAACAACGGGGACAGCAGGAGUCCCCGGGGUCGAAGGAAAAAGUUGUUUACAGAGUUGUUUUCCCCGAAGAGUUGGAUUUGAGGAUUAGAAAUCCAGGGAAUUUGCUGAAAACUGGGAGAGGCAAACGAGGGAGACCGAAAAAAGCGCCUGGAAGACAUGUGGCUGCUGUCAAAGUGGGAAUGACUGACGAGGAAAAUGAUGAGUUAAAGGAGGAUCGUAAAAAAGUAGUUGCUCGCACAAGAUCGGGUCGUCUAUCUCGACCGCCUCGUCACAUGGUACGUGACUACAAACACCUCCACCCAUUGGAUUUUAUGCAACCAGAUCUCGACGACUCGGAUGGUGGCUACAGUGACUACAACACCAACACAAUAAAUCCUCAAAUUGAAGGUGAGGAGACCAAAGUGUUAUUAACAGGCCUGGAGCUACCAAAACGCAAAGUUUCCACCCACUUCCGUUGCUCCACGUGUAACAAGAUGUAUCUCGGUCGAGCAAGACUGGCCAAGCAUUUCGAGCUCUUCCCGGAGCACGGGAGUAUCGAACUCCUACCCUCGUCGACAUUAACGUCGAAUGGAUGUGCCGAGGAGCACAAGAAAUCACCACCUCUCACCGUGGACUCUUUCAAACGAAAGGGCAAGAAGAGAGGGCCCUGGGCUUACGCCACACCAGAAGCCAAAUCCGAAAGACGACAGACUAAACUUAGAGAGGCACUUUCUGUUUGUGACAGUGGAGAGAUCUCAAAAAUAGCUGCCAAACCAGUCCUCAAUGCUCAAUCACUAUUUGACCUCAUGGCGAUAAAAUCUGACAACAAUGUGAAAUUAUUUCUCACCGAAUUGAAAGUUUUUAUGGAAAAAAUACGAGAGCAGGCUGGAAUUAUGUUAUCACCAGUAGUCGACGGAGACAAAGAGCAGAACCUCAUUGAACUGAGGGAUGAACUGUUGUGCGAUGCUUUGGGACUUGUUCCAGGGCUCUACAGUGUCAAUGAUGAUGUUUUCAAGAAACCAGAGCCUUACCACAAUCUCGAUAUGGCAGUUCCCGAAGAGCCCCCCCUGAAGCUCCAAAAAUUGCGAAACGACGAGGGAAAGGAGAAUAUCGAGGAGAGACUCUCCAGUGGGUUCUCAGAGAGCUCUGACCUCAGUGUCUCCGAUUUUUUGACUGAACGAAAACAAGAUCCCAAUUGUCCUGAAGUCCUCACAGCAUUGACAUUAAUGCCAAGAAAUUCCAGUCCUGUAGCAGAGACUAUUAAAAAUAGUGUGUCAAAGCUGUUGAUAUCCAGUCCCCAAAUUCAAAAACAGAUUUCUGAUAAUCCUGGAUUCCAGAAGGUGGAUAUUAAUAGCUCCAAGAGCCCAACGUUCAAGAAAAAUGAGGAAAAUGGUCUUGAUAUUUUUGACCAGAAAGUGGAGUCCCAGGGAUUCAUAAAACUUGAGCCAAUGCAACAGAAUUUCAUUAAACUGGAAAAUAACACCGUGGGUACAUUGGAAAAUGACUUUGAGGAUUUGGAUGAUGGUCAGAAUUUUACCAAGGGCUUUCAAAAAAUUAUUUGCGACAAACCGGAGGGUUUGAAUGGCGAUAAAUCCAACUGUAAAAUUCCAGAGAGUUUGCCCAUACUCCAGGACACUGUUCCAAUUAUGAAUGCAAAUUGUGAUGCCAGUAUUUUCGGUGGGACCGAUAAUCUGGAUCCAAUUGGCCAUUUGGAUUACAGUGCAGUUAUGGAUAAACACCUGAUGAUGGAUGAAAAAUUGGUGGAGCAAUUGCAUCUGGUAGAUCAGUCCAACUUGGUAGACGAGUUGGUCUCUGAACGACUGAAGAAUAUCAUCCCGGAUAAUAUUUUGGAGAAUAAUUUGAUGCCAAAUACUACGAAUUUAGACACCGAACUCGAUUUUGAGGCGCUCAGUGAAGAAUUCAAUAGAAAUACACGGAGUUGAUUUAAUUUUUCAUUUCGAUUUUACACGUGGGAUAUUGUGAGUGCACACUCCUGGGAGGUGAUGCUUAUCCUUCGAUACCAAAUUAAUAAUCAUUAAGAGAUGGCACAGAUGUGCAUGAUUAAAAUUAAUGUAAAUAUUAUUAGCAUUUGGUUUGGUACUGUUCAGUACAAUUCCUGCAGGUACUUCAUCGAGAGCAAUUAUUGAGCGCGAUAUACACGGUUUAUUUUUAAAGGGGCCUGACUUGCUACUUUUUAGUACACAUUUUUAUCCUGAAAAAUAGCUGGAGUGAAACUAUUAAAACUAGUCUUUGCCGUGUGCUGACGGGUUCGGAACAACCUGUAUUUUUUCGAUCUCUUAGUUUAUUUUUCUUGGUCAAUUGAUUUUCGGAUAAACUAUUUGAUAAAUUACUUAAUCAAUUGAAAUUAGAGAAAUUUAAAAUUUCAUCAUUGUAAAUACUUGUACAGAGUUGGAAACGAAUACUUAAUAAUAUGUGUUGUAGCAGAGGAUGAUUAAAUACAAUAGAAAAAAAAACGGAAAUUCCUCUCAUAGAAUUAAUCAUCCGUGAGAUAAAUGAGAAAUUAAUUUUGGGAAGAUGGAAGGAGAACUUGUUACAUUCAAUAAUUUUUCUGCUGAUUUAAUAGCACUAGAGAGUAAUAAAAUGUCAUUGAGUCGUUAACAGUAUCAAUGAUGAACAUAAAUCAUAAUGAAUAAAAGUUUAAUCCGUAGAUGAAUUGAAAUGCAAUUGAAACCAACAUUCUAUCUGCAAAUACUGCAUUUAAUGUCUUGAAGUAAAAAGAAACUUAGAGAUAUUGUUGUGCGAAAUUCUCGUUAGAUAAUAAAGUAUUAUCGAGAGUCAAUACUAUCAAUAGAAUUAUUUUGAUACGCGGAAUAUUCCAUCCAUAGAGAAUUGAAGAUUUCCUAUUGGUCUGAUGAUAAAGGGGCGGAUUAUAUAGGCGUAAGGGACGCUCAAAUAGUAAACAAAUGAGUAUGAGAGAUUGUACGUCGAUAUUGAUAUAAUCUUAUGUUACGUAAAUGUGCAAAUAAAUCCUGAGAAUAAAGUGUAAUGUUUAAA
Fopius arisanus is the source of this 4776-nucleotide messenger RNA. RefSeq lists its product as uncharacterized. The record is from RefSeq and is a predicted model, not a curated record. Lineage: Eukaryota; Metazoa; Arthropoda; Insecta; Hymenoptera; Braconidae. The transcript is spliced from 3 exons. The coding region runs from base 282 to 3704 and encodes 1140 amino acids.